Molecule: messenger RNA, 2356 nt
Organism: Mangifera indica (mango)
Lineage: Eukaryota; Viridiplantae; Streptophyta; Magnoliopsida; Sapindales; Anacardiaceae
Product: BTB/POZ domain-containing protein At5g48800-like
Exons: 4
Coding region: 311-2107 (598 amino acids)
Molecular function (GO): protein binding
Source: RefSeq, a predicted model, not a curated record
GAGGCCAUGACCCACCAUAGAGGCCCAUUGCCUUGGACAAUUGUAAUCCAUGGUUUGAACACAACCCCUUUGUCAAAAAAUGUUUGAAGCAGUUAAUCAACACCGAAAUCUCCAACUCUUCCUUUGUCUCUCUCUCAACUUCAAUAAUUUAAUCACUCUUUCUCAUUCUCCCUCACUUCCUUUCAUCACUUUCCUUUCAUGGACAACAAGCAGCCUCAGCCACAGCAGCUUUCCUUGGCCAAGUCUUCGCGCCAACGUUGCAGUGAAUGGAUUUUUCGAGAUGUUCCUAGUGAUAUCACGAUAGAAGUGAAUGGAGGGACGUUUGCAUUACAUAAGAGGCAAUCUUUCAAUGGUGAAGGGGUUUUUGACGAGUCAUAACAGUCUAAAUUGUUCAAUGCAGUUUCCUCUGGUCUCUCGUAGUGGGCGAAUCCGAAAAUUAGUUGCAGAACAUAGAGAUUCUGAUAUCUCAAGGAUUGAGCUUCUUAAUCUGCCAGGAGGCGCUGAAACAUUUGAGUUGGCUGCAAAGUUCUGUUAUGGUAUUAACUUUGAAAUAACAUCAGCAAAUGUAGCUCAGCUGUGUUGUGUUUCUGAUUAUCUUGAAAUGACUGAAGAUUUUGCAAAAGAUAAUCUUGGUUCCCGUGCUGAAGAAUAUCUUGAGAGCAUCGUUUGCAAGAACCUGGAAAUGUGUGUUGAAGUUCUGCAUCAAUGUGAGAAUUUACUCCCUCUAGCUGAUGAGUUGAAGGUAGUUAGCCGAUGCAUAGAUGCGAUAGCUUCUAAGGCUUGUGCAGAGCAGAUUGCUUCAAGCUUCUCACGCCUGGAGUACAGCAGCUCUGGGAGGCUUCACAUGAACAGGCAUGCCAAAUGUGAGGGAGACUGGUGGAUAGAAGAUCUUUCCAUUCUUCGGAUUGAUUUGUAUCAAAGAGUAAUGUCAGCCAUGAAAUGUCGUGGGGUUCGUCCUGAGAGUAUUGGUGUAUCUCUUAUGAACUAUGCCCAGAAGGAAUUGACCAAGAAGUCCAGCUUAUGGAAUCCAUCAAGUCAAACAAAGGUUGAUUUGAUUUCAGGCUCACAUGGGCAUGAACGACAUGUAGUUGAAACAAUUGUCAGCCUUCUGCCAGUAGAGAAGCUUGCUGUUCCCAUCAAUUUCCUUUUUGGGCUUUUGCGAAGUGCAGUGAUGCUUGAUUGUGUAGUUGCUUGUAGGCUCGAUUUGGAAAGAAGGAUUGCUUCCCAGUUGGAUAUUGCUGCUCUUGAUGAUCUUUUGAUCCCAUCCUUGCAGCAUGCAGGAGAUACCUUGUUUGAUGUUGAUACCGUUCAUAGGAUAUUGGUAAAUUUUGCACAACAAGAUGAUAGCGAAGAUGAUAUGGAUGACACCUCUGUGUUUGAGUCUGAUAGUCCUCAUUCACCAUCCCAAACUGCAUUGUUCAAAGUUUCAAAAUUGGUUGACAAUUACCUUGCAGAAAUUGCCCCUGAUGCAAAUCUGAAGCUCGCCAAGUUCAUGGUCAUUGCAGAAACCUUACCAGCACAUGCACGUACAGUUCAUGAUGGAUUGUAUCGAGCCAUUGAUAUUUACCUGAAGGCUCAUCAGAAUUUAUCAGAUUCAGACAAGAAGAAGCUCUGCAGACUGAUUGAUUUUCAAAAGCUCUCACAAGAAGCCGGUGCACACGCUGCACAAAACGAACGGCUCCCUCUCCAGUCUAUAGUUCAAGUGCUCUAUUUUGAGCAGUUAAGGCUCCGCAAUUCCUUGAGCUGCUCUUAUCCUGAUGACGAUCACAAGCCGGUGCACCAGUCAUGGCGGAUCAGCAGUGGUGCACUCAGUGCAGCAAUGUCUCCGCGAGACAACUAUGCAUCAUUGAGGCGAGAAAACAGAGAGCUAAAACUCGAAUUAGCUCGUUUACGAAUGAGGUUAAAUGAUCUAGAGAAAGAACACGUUUGUAUGAAGAGGGAUAUGGAAAGGUCUCAUUCUCGUAAAUUGAUGAGUUCUUUCUCUGUAAAAAUUGGUAAGCUGAGUUUCUUUGGUCAUAGUUCUUCAAGGGGCUCAAGUUCUCCCUCAAAGCAUUCUUAUAGAACAGAUUCUAAGGUGAUUGAAAGAACAUGUGCAAGCACUGAUUAGGCAAUUCAGAUUACCCAGAGUCUUUUCUCCGUAUUUUUCAUGUAACAGCAAGCUGUGCGAUUGAUGAUCGUGUCAUUUGUCAUAUAUAUAUAUUUACCUCCUUGUAUAUGAGUUGCGAUGUUUUGGGUUAGUGAGACUGGGGCUUUGAAUUUUGGGAAAGUACAAAUUUGUUGUUGCCUGAGUUUUAAUAUCGCAAAAUGAAUUUGAUGUAAACAUGUGGAAAAUGUUCAUUAUAGAUAUUUUUACUGA